Messenger RNA from Neopsephotus bourkii (Bourke's parrot), 5228 nucleotides. RefSeq names its product plakophilin 2 (gene PKP2). The record is from RefSeq and is a predicted model, not a curated record. Lineage: Eukaryota; Metazoa; Chordata; Aves; Psittaciformes; Psittacidae. Gene Ontology annotation, molecular function: intermediate filament binding; molecular adaptor activity; alpha-catenin binding. Gene Ontology annotation, biological process: heart development; desmosome organization; protein localization to plasma membrane. Gene Ontology annotation, cellular component: intercalated disc; intermediate filament; plasma membrane.
GGGAAACGGAGAGGAAUGCGCGGGCCUCUCCUGCCCUGUCCCGGGAGGCUGCGGCGGGCGGAGCGGAGGGUGCGGGCAGUGCCUGGCACCUGCGCGGCGGGCGGGGCAGAGCCCGGGGCGGUGCUGGGUGCUGGCCCGGCCCGGCCUUCAGCGGCUGAGCCCCUGAGUUCGGGAGGCGGCAGCUGCGGCGGCGCAACAGGUUAUCGGCGCGGAGCGGAGCGAGUCCCAGCGGUGCCCAUGGCCGGCCGCGGCCUCGCCGCCGAGCAGGGCUACAUCCGCACGGUGCUGGGCCAGCAGAUCCUGGGGGAGCUGGACAGCUCCAGCCUGGCGCUGCCCUCCGAGGCUAGGCUCAAGCUCUCGGGCGGCCGUGCCGGGGAGGAGAAGGCGCUGCGCAUCCAGCGGCAGGUCCAGCAGACGCUGGCCAGGAAGAGCCGGGGCUCGCUGUACAACGGAAGUUUGCACCGUGCAUCCAGUGUUCCAGAGCGUGUCUAUAACAUGGGGAUUACUGAAAAUGAUUUUGCACCAAGAACUCCUUAUGGUUUCUCUUAUUAUCAGUCAAACCAGGUUGCCUCACCAUCCUCUUACACAAAUGGUUGUGGGACAAGUUUUACUUACAAGACAGUGGAAGAGAGAGCUCAAAGGCAGCCGCUGAAGAGGCUAGAGGUUUCACCACAGCAAAGUCCUGAAAGACUGGCAUAUGUGUCCAAUGAUUAUCACUACGAUGGAGGAAUUUCAACUGGAUUCUCCAUGAGGCAUGGAGAUAACAGGAGACCCAACGGAACUGUUCCACCAAGAUAUGCUCGGUCUGAGAUUGUUGGUUACACUCUUCGUGAUUCAGUGAGCAGGGGACGCUCUUUUAAGAGACAUUCCCACAUGGGGGCUGUUAGUGAUGCAGUCCUUGAUGGUGUUUACCCCAGCCCCACUGUACCUCUGUACCAUCAAGCAGGCAACAGUCGCAGUAUGUCCAACCUUUUGGAGAAAGAGAACUACCUGACCUCAGGCAGUGCAAUGGGACAAGUGAGAUCACCAGUUGCUUCGCGUUUUGGAUCUCAGAAUAGGCAAUCUUUAAGGUCCAACUGGUACCAAACUACUUUCAGAAGCACACAGACCAGGAGGGAAGCUUCCCAGCCAGCUUCAAUAGCCAGCGUUGCUGCAGAAACAGAUGGGAAGAGGAUGCCAUUGACAGCUGCUGUGGCAGCAGCUGGGAGAAAUGGUUUCCUGCAGAGUGAACAAGUCACCAUCAAUGGCUCUCAGCUGGGGAGCCCAGAAGGGGAGAUGACUCUGGAGCGUGCAGUGAGCAUACUGAAGAGUGAAAAUACACAGUCCACACCUAGGAUUCUUGCUGCAGUUACUUUCAUACAGCAUGAAUGCUUCCAGAAAGCAGAUGCCAGAAGGAAAGUUUUCUCACUUGGUGGUAUCCCCAAGCUUUUACAGCUUCUUGAUGUUCAGAAUGAGGACGUUCAGCGGGCAGCAUGUGGUGCAUUGAGAAACUUGGUGUUUGAGGACAAUGACAACAAACUGGAAGUGUCAGAGCAGAAAGGGAUCCCACUCUUGCUGCGCCUACUCCGAAACACCAGGGAUGUAGAGACUAAAAAGCAAAUAACAGGUUUGUUGUGGAAUUUGUCCUCCAAUGACCAGCUGAAGCACCUGUUGAUUAGAGAAGCCCUUCAGACACUGACAGAAGCUGUUCUCAUCCCUUACUCGGGCUGGCCGGAUAGAGAUUACCCAAAAUCAAGUGUUUUACCUGACCCUGAUAUCUUCUACAAUGCCACAGGAUGCUUGAGAAAUAUGAGCUCUGCUGGCCCAGAAGGAAGGAAAAAGAUGAGAGAAUGUGACGGCUUAAUUGAUUCUCUUGUGUAUUAUAUUCAAGGAGCUAUUGCAGACCACGAGCCUAAUGACAAGGCCACAGAGAACUGUGUGUGCACUCUUCACAAUCUUUCCUACCAGCUAGAGACAGAGCUCCCUGAGAGCUAUGCCCAGAGCAUAUAUAUGCAAAGAAGAAAUACUUCUAGCAGUGAUAAAACACCGGGCUGUUUUGGAACACGAAGCAGAAAAGUAAAAGAGAAGCAGCAGGACACACCGCUACCUGAGGAAAAGAGCAAUCCCAGAGGUGUUGAAUCACUCUGGCAUUCCACACUGAUUAGGAUAUAUCUCUCCUUAAUAGCAAAAAGUACCAGAAACUAUACCCAGGAAGCAUCCUUGGGAGCUCUUCAGAACCUCACAGCUGGCACUGGACCAAUGCCGUUUUCAGUGGCCCGAACUGUUGUUCAGAAGGCGAAUGGCCUUCCAAGUAUUCGAACUAUGCUGCAUGUAAGCCACCCGACAGUAAAGAAGACAGCAGUCUCACUGCUCAGGAACUUGUCCCGCAACACCUCUCUUCAAAGUGAUAUAGCUAAAGAAGUUUUGCCUGAUUUGGUCUCGAUACUUCCUGAGACAGUCCCGGGGUCUGAUAUUGUCUGUGAAACCACGGCAUCCAUCUGCUACACCUUGUACAAUCUGACACAGAGCAGUUCACACAAUGCACGGCUUCUCCUGAGUGCUGACGGCCUACCGAAGAUUAUUACCAUCAGCAUGAAUGACAGUAACGUGUUCAGCAAGGCUAGUAGGGCUGCUUCAGUCCUCCUCUACUCCUUGUGGUCACAUACUGAUCUUCACAGCGCUUACAAAAAGGCUGACUUUAAGAAGGCAGAUUUCAUCAAUACCCGGACCACAAAAGCCUACAACUCACUAAAAGAUUGAAUCAGAGCAUAACACCACUGAAGACAAGUGAGAUCAUACAUCAGUUAACAUGACUAUCUUCACAGUGUUGCCACCACGAACCAGGAAGUAUCUCGGAGAAAAAAAAGAGGCUGAUUUUAUAUAAGACUGGAGUGACCAGAGGGUAGCUGUUUUGUGUUUUUAAUCCUAAUAACCUUGUUAUCACUGUAUAUAUCAAUAUAAGUAUAACCAAAGAUGGAUUCUUCAGAAUGCCUGAGGUGACAUUUCAUCCAGGUUUAUCACCAUUCAGUCAGAGCUUCAGACCUUUGUCUUUAGUCUAACAGGCAUGUAUACACAGAGGUUUGAAAUGCUGAUUAACAGCAAAUUCUUUUCAGACUGUUUUAUACAUAUAGUUUUCUACAGUAGAUAAGCAUCAAGUGCAAUGCUCAGGAGAUAACAGUUUUUCACUCUUUUGUUUCUUCCCACUUGCUGAAUAAGAAUCUCCAGAUUCUGUGAGUAUACACAAGGAGCUGUUUCACUGCUUGCAUUAUAAAAGCACCUAUGAAGUUAAAAUGAUUAUUUUUGUAUUGCUCGUAUUCAAGAGCUCACUGGUUCUUACGUCUCUUUCGUUUGAGAUUCCAUUAGCAACAGCAACAAAACUGAUUUUAAAUAGGUCUUAUUCCUUGCUUCUCUUAUCCUCCUUACCAUGGCUCUUGGAUUUAAUAACAGUGUCCAGGAAGGGGUUUUUUGAUUAGAACCACUGUGUUUCAAAUGCUGUUUCAGACACUUUGGGCUGAACUUUGAACUGUCAUUCUCGGCGAGUUAGUGGCAGCAUUAUUUGCCAGUGGUUAAGUGCUUAUUUUAAGAAAAUUGUAUUUUCAAAACAAUUCUGUUGAUAAUCUGUAUACAGUAAAGGAAGUAAAUUCUUGCCUUUAUUUUUGAGGUAAUAUAUACACACAUACAAGAGGUUAGGCUUCAUGCUGCUUAAGAAAUUAAUCUGAUCCUGCUUCACAUUCUCUCACUUGAACUCAUCAUCCUCCCGACAGCAAUUAUGUGCAGUGUGAUAACUGAAGGACUGUGUUUGCACAUGUGGGAAUACGUAACAGGAGGAGAAAAAUUCCAAAGCACCUAAAGUCUGUUUCCCUCAGAGAGGGAAAAAAAGCACUAAAAAACACCAUUUGAUACCUUCCAUAAGCAAGUUUCAUAUUAACAAAUGAGUAAUUUAAUUGUCUGUUGUACCAAUAGGAAAUUUAUAUAUAAAUAUAUAAACCUCUGUGGAUUAGAUUAUCAUCUGACAUGAUCUGGCAUUUCUCUUCUGAAAUCAGGGAAAUAAGCUACAUUCAUGGCAACAACACUUUGGCAUAUGUAUUUACAAGCCUCCUCACAUGAAUGGAGCCUGUCCUGUACCCCCAUGUUGAACUGCUGGCACAGGACCUUUUGCAGCUGUUCUUAUCUAGAAAGGGGUGCAUAAUCCUUAAAGUAGGGACCUCACUGGGGAGAUCAUCACUUCACUUUGACACUCCUGGCCAAAGGUCUAGCUCAGAAACUUACCAACUGCAAAUUGUGACAUUGCACUGUCCAAACAUAUUUUGAAUAUCAGGGAGCUAAAUUCUGCUGGUAGAUGCACAUAGUUCUCACAGGGUUCCUAGGAAGUCCCACACGUGCCUACAGAACAGAACAUGUCCUGGGGAGGUAAGCAAACAAUCCUGUUUUCCCAUCACAGAUCAUUUUCAUAGGCCUGUUAGUCCUACACAUUUGCUUUGAAUAACUCAAAUCAAAUGCAUUCCAGUAAGAGGUUUUAAAAAUACUAAAUUUUUUUUAGGAGGUCGUUUUCAAAAUACUCCAGGUCCAAAAACAACACAGAGGAAGGGAACUUACAGCACCGCAUGUGGAGGAAAUUGUUUUUGUAAUUUUUUAAAAUGUAAUAGAAAACAGACAAUUAAAAUCUAAUUUUUUUUCUUCUAACUUGUUAACCUAAGUAACACUGCAUAUGCCGUGAAUGAAUAAGCACCAGAAAACCUGGACAAGUCUACUUUUACUGCUCAAAAGCUAGCAGUAGGCAAAACUAAUAUAUGAAAAGUAACCCUGAAUAUGGAGUAGCAUGGGAAUGAAGAACUGCAGACUAAAGAUCAGAAAAGGGACUUUUAGAAAUGGUUUCAUUCUGUGAAACAAAACACCAAUGCUGGGUAUUUUUAAAUGUCCUACUUAAUAUGUCUAUCGCCCUGUAUGGUGUCCCUAAGAAGGGGAUGCAAACUUUUUUGGGGCUGUUUCUAUUGAUUCCAUGAUAUUAAAGGUCUUUUCCAACCUAAAUUAUUCUAUGAUUCUAUGAUACUGUUCCUUUAAAAUCAAGUCACAAAGGAGUAUAUUAGACCUGGCAACAACUGAAAGCCAUAAACAGAGAUGAGGAACAGUGACACACCUUAUUAUGACUGAUCUCCUACUUGUAUGUAAUCAAAAACAUUUCGCAGUACUCCAAAGAAAGCAAAGAAUGUUAGUCAGAGAAAUAAUAAAGUGUUUUCUCUAAUGCAGAA